AAGCAAGUGCCCAUGUCGCUCUGUUGCCACGGAAACACGUACGCGUUUCACUAUUUGAACCACCCCGGCUAUGGAUGUGUUAGGUUUGAAAUCGUGAAAGUUGAAAUAGUUUGUCAUGCAUAAAACGGAAACCAGUUAGACCUACAGUUUGUAGUCGGCGCGUCACAAAUUUUCCCGGUUGUGGAAGCGAGUCUCUCAUGCGGUUUAGGGCAAAAGAGUUGCCUUCUGUCAUGCUAGUUAGCAGCCCAACUUUUGACCCUUACCAGGACUAUAAUCUGCCUCCCGUGGGUCCUCUGCAAUAGAGUCGCUUUUUGUAUCGCAUUUUGUGCAUGAGCAUGGCAAAUUAUUUCAACUUUGACGAUUUCAAGCCUGGCGCUUCCAUACCGGCGUGAUGGCAAUAAGCACGCUGUUGGAAAUGAAGGGGAUAGUGGAUAUGCGAGCAAAUUUCACGCAGGAAAACAUCGAGGCACUGAAGGUGAGGGAUGAUUUUCUGGGGUUUACAGAUCAUAUUGUACACUAGUUGAGGUAGAAAUGGAAUUCGAAUUCGUUUCAAUCUUGUAUUGCAGAAGCUCGCAUCAGGAGCGGGACUUGUCAUGCAAAAAAGUACUUUAUAAAGUGUAAUUAAAAAUCAAAGUACAGGAAUUCGACGCCGAGCUGGCACGAAAAGGGCAGAUAGCACUGGAUCACGAUUUGGCGGUGAACUUUUUGGAUCUGGAAUACAUUGACGAGACCCUCCCUAGGCUCUUGAUCGAAAAGGAGCUGUGUCAACAGGUACUACAGCGUUCCAGUGGAUGAAAAUUUCUCAUACAUGAUGACACACUACUAGAGUUCGUGUUUGUCAUGCACUCCAACACUAAGGGUAAUAAAGUAUGACUUUCAAAUUCUAUCAGGCCCAACUCGACGUGCUGCAAAGGAAGGAUGGGGAUUUUUCGCCCGUGAAGUCUCUCGAAGGAAAAAAGAAAGACGCGGUAAACGCUGCCAUGCUGAAGAUGCCCGCCGCGUACAAGAAAAAGAUGUUGGAAGACUCACUGCACGUCAUCGAGAGCUUUGUGGACACAGGGUACAAAAACUUGAAGUCUUUUGUUAAAAUGACUUUUUGAUGUUGUAAGAUCACCUUUUUUGUUGUUUCACCCUGCAUGACAAAUUGAAACUCUGGUGUUGACGCGCAUGGCAAACACAAAAAUGACCUUACAAGGUACCGCAACGAAUCGGACGCUAUGCAGGCCUUGCUGUACUACUGCACUCUAUCGCAAGAAAAGACUGUUUCACUGUAAACUUGUGAUGCAUGAUAGAAUGCAUCGCAGACGCAUUUGUCUUGCUACACAUGCUGCGAGGCAUUAUCUUUUUCAAUGUGUUUUUUCUCAGGAAGUACGCAUGGCAGGUUUUCCUUGUCGUGUGUAACGAACUUGUGAUGCAAAACUUGUAAAAUCCUUACAGUGAAGCACUUUUUUCGUACGAUGCACUCUGAUGGAAUCUCCAGACCUCGAACUGGACGCAAAACAGACGAAAAAAAUUUCGGCGAAAGCAACCGAGGUGCGACAGUGGGCGGAGAAGUUGUAUACGUCGGGGGACAAAUCCGCGAUCAAGCAGGCGGACGUUGAGGGCAAGUUGAAGGAGAUGAAGACCACUUGCAAUCCGGUGGUGGUGGACAAGUUGAAGGCUCUCAUCAAGGAGCAGCAGUGAAGAUGAAAAAGCGAUAGGGAAGAUGAAAGGCAUCAGUUCGUGAACAGCCGCUUACCUGUUCCUUGCACUUUGCACCGACGCGAGUGUGCCUUGUCAUCCUUCUCGAUACGUAGAAACAUCAAAACCUUCCGAGCGGGCAUUGAAAAAGAGCCACGCACGAC
Amoebophrya sp. A120 is the source of this 1844-nucleotide messenger RNA. The record is from the annotation of a GenBank genome assembly. NCBI's taxonomy places the organism in Eukaryota, Dinophyceae, Syndiniales, Amoebophryaceae.